Molecule: messenger RNA, 1925 nt
Organism: Brachypodium distachyon (stiff brome)
Lineage: Eukaryota; Viridiplantae; Streptophyta; Magnoliopsida; Poales; Poaceae
Product: zinc finger protein CONSTANS-LIKE 14
Exons: 4
Coding region: 38-1672 (544 amino acids)
Molecular function (GO): zinc ion binding; protein binding
Source: RefSeq, a predicted model, not a curated record
GCGUCGUCGUCCUCCCUCCCUCUUUUCCUCCUUUCCCAUGCCCUCGCUGGAUGGCUUCGGAGUUUGGAUUGCGUCUAGAGCUUCUGCUGCUGCUGAGCAAAAAGAGAAGAAGCUAAUCUCUCUUUCAGAAGCUCUCUCUCUCUCGGCGUUUGAUUUGACCUCGCCUCCUUCUCCUCUGGUGCGUGCGUGCGUGGUGGAGAUGAAGGAGGGAGGAGGGAGGCAGCAGUGGCCGUGCGACUACUGCGGGGAGGCGGCGGCGGCGCUGCACUGCCGGGCGGACGCGGCGCGGCUCUGCGUCGCGUGCGACCGCCACGUGCACGCCGCCAACGCGCUCUCCCGGAAGCACGUGCGGGCGCCGCUCUGCGCCGCCUGCGCCGCUCGCCCCGCCGCCGCCGCGCGCCUCGCCUCCGGUUCUUCCGACCCGGAGUUCCUCUGCUCCGCCUGCGACGACGACGGGGCGUGCGAGGGUGCUGGAGCAGCGCGCGUGCCCGUCGAGGGCUUCUCCGGCUGCCCCGCCGCCUCCGAGCUCGCCGCCUCCUGGGGCCUCGACUUGCUCCAUCCCCUACCCACCGACGGAUGCGGCGGCGGCGGCGGAAUCGGGCGCGGGGAGCAGGAAGAUGAAGAGGACGCGCUCUUCUUCUCCUCCCUCGACUACUCCAUGCUGGUCGACCCCGAGAUGCGGGACCUCUACGUCCCCUGCGACCCGCCCGACUCUGGGGGGCGGCCGCUCAAGGGGGAAGCUCUGUGCCAGCAGCUCGCGGAGAUGGCGCGCCGGGAGACACAAUCGCACCCGCCGCCGCCGCCUCAGCAGCAGCAGUACACGCCGGAUCUGAGCCCCCGCACGCCUCGCCGCUCCUCCGCCGGGCCGGAGAAGCAGCACCAGCAGCCCCCGCCGCUGCCUCAGGAGCCGCCGUUCCCCUACACGUCGCUGCUCAUGAACAUGAUGCCGCCCGACAACCUCGCCGCCGGCAACAACGACCGCCUCCGUGACGACGAAGCUGGACAGCAGCUUCAGUGGGAGUUCACCGCGCCCUCCUCUGUGCCACCCACCCAGAUAUGGGAUUUCAAUUUAGGAAGAUCAAGGAACCACAACGAGAACUCUGCACUUGAAGUUGAAUUUGGUUCAAACAAUGGAGGCUUUAUGAUCAAGAGUUAUAAUGACAUGCUCAAGGAAAUUUCUUCUGGGACAACGAAAGAUCUGGAAGAUAUUUAUGACUCGGGAUACUGUGCAGCUGCUGAAGAUAUCAUGUCAACAAAUAUCUGUCAGUUGUCAUCCAAAAAUGUGAGCACUGCGAGCAACAAGCGGAAGGUCAGCUCAUGCACCUCGACGAUCGAUGGGCCAACAACCUCGGGGAACUAUGUGCCUACUUCCGGGCCCUUGGGUAGCUCUUCCCAGGACAGAGGAGCAGCUCUCGCUAGGGAGAUCUCCUUCGGUGAACAAACCAUUGUCCCAACCGGAGCUGACAGGCCUACCACAAGGAUCGACAGCGAGACGCUCGCACAGAACAGGGACAGCGCGAUGCAGCGGUACAGAGAGAAGAGGAAGAACCGCAGGUAUGAGAAGCACAUCAGGUACGAGUCGCGGAAGCUGAGGGCAGACACCAGGAAGCGGGUGAAAGGCCGGUUCGUCAAGUCGAACGAAGCACUCAACGCCAGCGGCAAUGGCGGAUGAGCCUUCUUCGCGGCCUCCUCUUCUAGCCUGUUCUUUUUGCGCAGCACCUAAGCACCUCAACUAAUUUGUUUCUCGUCAUGACGUCGUAUCUUGAGCACCGUGAUCACCCAUAUACACCGGAGGGUUGAUAAUCUGUAUCAUGGUGUGCUUUUUUGCAAGAGAACUCUCUCCGUUGUGAGAACUCAGAACCCAGAGAUAGCCAGCUUAAUCUUAAGCUCUGAUAUGAGCUAAUAUAAAUGUGUUAAAUGUGUUA